CUUUGGCCUCUGGGCCAGCUGCGUAGUUUUGCCCCUCUUUUCCCAUUUUCCUACGGGAAUCCCGUGCUGCUUGUUUUAGAAUUUACAUCUGGCGCGGUUGUUCCUAACUUAAACUAGAUUGUUUUUCAACUCAUCUAUCUGUGGAUUGGCGUCUUUCACCUUCAAGUGUUGUUAAGAAAGAAUCUAAUUAUUUGGGGGAAAGAUUUCUUCUGUUUGAGCAAACCUAAUUAGGAGGAAGCCUAAGAAGCAGUGGAAGUCAGUGGCUGUGCCGGGAUGAAAAUUGUUACAUUUUAAGCGUGACUUCCUUCUCAAGCCAAGUGAAAUGAGCCAGGAGGCAAAUGAGGACAUAGAAAGCUAUGCCCAAUUCAUUUUAAAGCCUCAGAAACCCAUUCAGCCUUAUAGCUGCUCAACCCUGAACGAUUUUCAAGAAGAGAGAGACUUUUUGGCGAACCACGUCUUCCCUCAGCUUAAUGAACUCUGCAAUUCCCGGGGCACAUAUUUCAAAGCUGUGGACUUGAGGGGAUCAGCGGGGAAGGCCCUGGAAGCCUCAUCCUCCCACCUGCUUAGACAGCAAUCCUGCCUCCACUCCCAACAGCUGAAGCUCUGUCUCGACUAUGUGAAUAGCUGCUUUCCCUUUUUCAUCUGCCUGCUGGGUCACAGGUACGGAGACUUUCUCCCUGACUACUCACCUUUCAUAUUCUCCCAAGCCAAGGACUUGUCGAGUUUAUCCAAAGUAGAACAGAAUCUCUAUGUUGCUGCGAAAAACGGUUAUCCUUGGGUCCUGGAGUAUCCUAACUGCAGUCUGAUGGAGUUGGAGAUCAUCCAGGCAGCAUUUCUGAACAAGUCUCAGUUUCAGUAUUUUUACUUCAGGACUGGAACCGCACUGCUGAAGACUUUAGAUGAGGACAGGAAGGAGAUGCUGUCUUCAGAUUCUCUGAAGAACAUGGAAAAAUUAAUGAUUGGAAAGCUUAAGGCCAAGAUCAUUGGCAAAGGGCUCCCUGUGAGGUUUUAUAGAGAUCUCCAUGAGUUGGGUGAGCUGGUUUUCAAGGACUGGUUGCUUGUGAUAGAAAAGCUUCACCCAGACAUCGUAAUGUUUGAAAAUAUAGACUACAAGCACAGCUUUGAACGUUCCUAUCAUGAAGCGUUUAUUGAGAAGUGCAAGGAAGUGUUUGUUAUUUCCAAGGAGUCAAACAGGACCUUUGAAAUCUUGGAAAAGUUUGCCUUAAAGGAUGUGGAAUUUGAUUUUAACAGUGCAGCAGCAGGUUCCAGUUUAGACUCUGUUCUGAGAAUAAAUCCUCUUCCAAAUUACAAGUCUAUUUUUCUCUUGUCUGGAGAACGUGGCUGUGGGAAAUCCACUCUGAUUGCCAACUGGGUGAAUAAUUUCAAAAAGAAAUAUCCAAACAUUUUGAUGAUCCCUCAUUUUGUUGGAAGCACCUGUGAAAGCAGCGAUAUCAUGUCUGUGAUUCAUUACUUCAUCACAGAAUUACAGUACAAAAACUAUGGUACGCAGCUUGAAACUGAUGUUCUUAAUGAAGACUCCAAUGUCUUAGUCUUCUCACUUCUGGUAGAGGUGUUCAUUGCUUCUAUCAGCUUAAAGCCAUGUAUACUUGUACUAGAUGGAAUCGAAGAAUUGAUUGGCAUUUAUGGGAUUUCAGGACAGAAGGCAAAAGAUUUUUCCUGGCUGCCGUGCUCACUCUCUCCUCAUUGCAAACUUAUCAUGAGCACUGUUUCCUCCAGUCUGUCCUACAAAUCACUGUCUGCCCGCUCUGAUGUGAGGACAGUGGAGCUCAUUAGCACAGUAGAUGAAGAAGCAAAACUAAACAUCUUUAGACAGCAUCUCUCCAUUCCCAACAAAGACCCCUUCCAACAAAUUAAACAAGCUUUGAGGAAAAAAACAAACCUGAAUCCUUUGAAACUCACAAUCCUAGCCAAUGAAUUUAAGGAAUGUAGAAUCUACAGAAAUGAGUACCAGUGUAUGAAGGAGUACUUGGAGGUCGUCUCUAUUCAGGAACUCUGGGAACUGAUUCUGAAACGCUGGAUUGAAGACUAUAGUUGGACUUUUAAACAAAGAAAGGCAAAUCCAGGCACUGUGGCUUCUGGAGAAGGGCUGGAUGGCUGGGUGGCCGAUGCUCUGUGCUUAUUGAGCAUCUCGCACUGUGGGUUGGCUGAGGAUGAGAUACUCCAGCUUUUGGACAUGCUGGGCUACAGGAAUCAAUACAAAGUGACCACAUUGCACUGGGCCGCCUUCCGCAAUGCCACCAAACAGUGGGUCCUGGAGAAGCCCAAUGGCUUUCUGUACUUCCGGCACCAGUCCCUGCGAUAUGCUGUGGAGGAGAAGCUUCUUGGUGUAAUCACACCUGUCAGAGAAAGCAGUCCAUAUACCUUUCAGAACCCAACAAAUCACAAGAAAACACAAUUUCACAAAGUCUUGAUCAGAUACUUCCAGCGGCAAACUGCUUUCUGGAGAGUGUAUCAAGAAUUGCCAUGGCAUAUGAAAAUGAGGGGCUGCUGGGAGGAUUUGUGCAGCUUUCUUUCAAGUCCCAGCAUCACAGACUUUAUCUCAAAACUCAGAAGCCCAAGCUUCUGGACAAGGCUGCACCUCAUUCACUACUGGAAUGUUUUAUCGGAAGCCGGAUAUGAUGCUGUGGGGGCCUAUUUAACCUCAGUGGCCAGGAUUAAAGCAGAUCAGUACCAUACAACCAGGAAGAGAUGUACGCUCUCAGAUAUGGUGGAUAACAUGCUGGAAUGCAGGCUUUUUGAGGUUACCACCAUCGACAAAUGCCGAUUAAUAUUUUUUAUUGCCAGAGUUUUGAAGCUUAUGGGCAAGACCCAUGAAGCAGAAGAGUUGCUUUUGAGUGUUGAGGACUUGUUAGUGCAGAGUGAAUCCAUGACAGACAUGCUUCUCAAAGUACAGAAUGCUAUCGGAGAACUGUAUCUUGAAAUAGGGAUGAAUCAGGAAGGGUUCCAGUAUUUCCAGAAAGCAUGGUCAAAACUGAUGUGUUUUUCACCCAGCAACUUAAACGACAACCAGGACUCAAUAAAGCAAAAAGGCAGAGUGCUGCGCAACCUGACAAAGUCAGGGUCUGAACAGUACUUAAAAGAAAACAACAUUUUGGAACACGCCACUGAAAUUUCCAAGUUACUGGACAGCAACCCACGUGAUCAAGCUACCAUGAAAUACACUGAAGGCAUUCUGAUAUUAGUGGCUGGAAAUGCUUCUCUUGCAAAAAUGAAAUUUCAAGAAUGUUUAACUAUCAGGAGAAGUUUGUUUGGUGAGAAAAAUAUCCUAGUGGGAGAAAUUAUGGAAUUUUUAGCAGAUCUAUUAUUUUUUCCCCAAAAUGGUGAAAGAUUCCAAAGGAAGCAAGUAAUUGAAUAUUAUAAACAAGUGAUUAAAAUAAAGGAAAAUGCAGCAGCACUGGACAAGUCCUCACUCGUCAGGAAGCAGCUGAAUAUCAGCCUCAGUGAUACCUUGUGUAAAUUAGCAGGCCAGUUAUUGCUAACUGACUCUUGUCAUCACAUAAUGAUUGAGGCAGUGGGCUAUUUGUAUAGGUCACUUGAUUUAAGGGCGACCUAUUUGGGAUCUUCUCAUUCAUCAAUCUGUGGAAUCCUGCACCUUCUGAGGGAAAUUGAGCGGAUCCGGGGCAAGAGAUGUUGGCCACAAGGCACGACCCAGCAAUAUUCUGAGGGUUCUAGGAAUGGCUCUUCAUUAUGGGAGAACUUUCUUAAAGUAAAUUAUCACAGCGCUCAAAGUUGUAAUACAGUGAAUUCUGGACUAUUCACGAAUGCAGAUAAGCUACUUUGGGCCAAAAGCAGGGACUUGACACCUCCUGCAGUUGCAGAGAAAUUAAAAUUUGCUUCCGGAAAAGGGAAAAAGAUCUUGAGACCCAUUAUUUGCAUUUCUUCUGAGGAAAAGACCAGACAGAAGACACAAAGCCAUGUUGAAAUAUGGAAUGGCCCAGAAAAAGAGGCAUCAAAGAAAAAGAAAGAGUAUUCCUCUAAGAUUUUAGCUUUGGGUAAAAUGGAUGGUGUAGUAAAACUCUCAAGGCAAAGAAUUAUGCCAGCUGAAAGCGAGAGUGGAAAAGGACAAAUCACCACAAUUUACCAGCAUCCCCUGCUAGGGCCUCUUUGCACAAAUAACCCCCAGGAUUCCAUAUCUGAGCUCAUAUCAGAAAAGUGGCUUUUUCACAACUCAGAUUACAGUUCAUCUCCUCAGAAGUAUUUUUUGCAGAGAAGAUCUCAAAUUUAAACAAAAUUAUUGAUGACUCCAAAUGAUAUCAAUAAAGAAUAA
Molecule: messenger RNA, 4288 nt
Organism: Choloepus didactylus (southern two-toed sloth)
Lineage: Eukaryota; Metazoa; Chordata; Mammalia; Pilosa; Megalonychidae
Product: putative tetratricopeptide repeat protein 41
Exons: 17
Cellular component (GO): Cul4-RING E3 ubiquitin ligase complex
Molecular function (GO): protein binding
Source: RefSeq, a predicted model, not a curated record